Messenger RNA from Belonocnema kinseyi, 861 nucleotides. It is a transcript of the gene RpS5a, whose product is annotated as 40S ribosomal protein S5. The coding region runs from base 141 to 788 and encodes 215 amino acids. Gene Ontology annotation, biological process: translation; ribosomal small subunit assembly. Gene Ontology annotation, cellular component: cytosolic small ribosomal subunit; ribosome. NCBI's taxonomy places the organism in Eukaryota, Metazoa, Arthropoda, Insecta, Hymenoptera, Cynipidae. The transcript has 3 exons. The record is from RefSeq and is a predicted model, not a curated record. Gene Ontology annotation, molecular function: rRNA binding; structural constituent of ribosome; mRNA binding.
AAUUUGCAAAAAUUGCUUUAAUAAAAUAACCUUUUCUCGCGAAUCAAAAUGGCCGCUAUUACUGGCAAGUUCCUUCUGCGCUCCCUCUUUCUCUGUUUAUGAUUCCUUUGCUGAGGACGUGAGCUCGUCAAAAACGAAAAAUGACUGAAAUGGAAUCAUUUGACGACCUGGGGACGGUGGCCGACACCUACCCCGCGGCCAUCUCAACAGAACUUCCGGAAAUCAAACUGUUUGGUCGUUGGAGUUGCGAGGAGACGCAAGUCAACGACAUGUCGCUUCAGGAUUACAUUGCCGUGAAGGAGAAGCACGCCAAGUAUCUGCCACACUCUGCGCAGCGUUACGCCGCGAAGCGAUUUCGAAAGGCUCAGUGUCCGAUCGUCGAGCGCUUGACCAAUUCCCUGAUGAUGCACGGACGAAAUAACGGCAAGAAACUCAUGGCGGUCAGGAUCGUCAAGCACGCCUUUGAAAUUAUCCACCUCCUCACCGGUGAAAAUCCUCUCCAGGUUUUGGUGACGGCGAUAAUAAAUUCGGGACCGAGGGAAGAUUCGACGAGAAUCGGUCGUGCAGGAACCGUUCGGCGUCAAGCUGUGGACGUCUCGCCACUGCGUCGUGUCAAUCAGGCAAUUUGGCUUUUGUGCACUGGAGCCCGCGAGGCCGCCUUCAGAAACAUCAAGACAAUCGCCGAGUGUCUCGCCGAUGAGCUGAUCAACGCCGCGAAAGGAUCCUCGAACUCUUACGCGAUCAAGAAGAAGGACGAGCUUGAGCGUGUCGCUAAAUCCAACCGAUAAACAACUCCCACUGCGGCAACUGUCGUCUGUGGCUUUUUUUUUAUUCAUACUCGAAUAAAAUUAAUCUAUUGUA